Molecule: messenger RNA, 4992 nt
Organism: Mya arenaria
Lineage: Eukaryota; Metazoa; Mollusca; Bivalvia; Myida; Myidae
Product: cysteine-rich motor neuron 1 protein-like
Exons: 8
Coding region: 162-2024 (620 amino acids)
Cellular component (GO): extracellular region
Molecular function (GO): protein binding; serine-type endopeptidase inhibitor activity
Source: RefSeq, a predicted model, not a curated record
CGGUACAACGUAGUUUAUAUAUAAAGCUAAAAAUUGGAUGACAACAUAAAUAAUACUCGGCAGGUUCGGGUUGUGAGAUGUGAGAAAUAUAAUACAUAAUAUCUGUCACAUGGAUUUAUAAAAUAGUUUAUUCAGUUUUAACUCGCGUGAGCGAUGCAACAAUGAGGACGGCCAAGUCAGGAUUUUCCUCGCCCGUGGGGCUGAGUGCUAGUCUGGCGGUUCUGUGCUGUAUGCUUGUUCCGGUGGCUCAAGCUUACGAUUUGUGCACAUGCAACCAUCUAACAUGUCCGGCCCCCGAACACUGCGCGCACGGAACGGUCCCGGACCAGUGUGGAUGUUGUAUGGUGUGUGCACGAGGCGUACACGAGCCUUGUGGUGGCGGGCCAGAGGGGCCGGGUGUGUGUGGACUGGGGCUUCAGUGUGUUAUCGACGCCCGACCCGGGGACCUCGUCACCGGAAACGAACAAGGCACAUGCCAAGAAAUAGCUGCUGACUGUGAUGCCUCAGCGUGUGAUUCGAUUGCGACCCAUCGAUGUCCGUCUGACUCGGUCCUUGUCUACAACAGCACAGAGGAGGAGACAGCUUGUUGUCGCACUACAUACGAAUGCCGUUGUAACCCGGCAGCUUGCAAGGUGCCGAAAUGUUUUGCGGGGCAUACACCGCAAAUCCUUCGCCAUAGUAACCAGCGCCCCGGCUCCUGUUGUGAUCUCUACCAGUGCCAACCACUAGGUUGUCUGUCCGAGGGAGUGGUGUACAAGAACAAUGCGACGUGGCGGGAGGGCGACUGUGUUAUGUGUCACUGUGUCGGGGGACGCAAGCAGUGCCAGGCUGAGAUGUGUGUCAAGACAUGCCACAACCCCGUCUAUGUCCCAGGACGAUGUUGCCCCAGCUGUGAAACCCCAAGUGUUUACCCCGACCAGUCGUCUGACUCCUGCCCGAGCCUAGAUAUGUGUAACAUCACCUGUCAUUCCGGACUCCGACAAACUCCCGAUGGCUGCCAUGUCUGCAAGUGUAGACCAAGACUGUGUUUCCAAGACUGUCGGUAUGGCUACAUUUUUGAUGAGUUUGGCCAGGAGACUUGUGACUGCCAUGCCAUACCUCCCUCCUGCCCUGCUCUGGACGCCUGCUCCAAAGACUGUAACCAUGGUUACCGCGCCAGCAAGAAGGGUUGCCCUAAAUGUCGUUGUAACAAGUGCUCACCACUCAACUGCAGCAGGAAGUGUAGCCAUGGGUACCAGACAGACAGAUUUGGAUGCGAAGUGUGCAAAUGUCAAGAGUUGUUGUGGGAGCGAAACUGCACUGUCAACAUAACAGAGUACCGGCCUGGUCAGUUGUGGACGACGGAGGACUGUCACUCGUGCAGGUGCACCCAUGAUGGCUCCGUCACAUGUCAGCCAGUCAUGUGUCCUGUACAGACAUGCCUGUUUAUGGUGAACCGGGCAGAAGAAUGCUGCCCUGUCUGUCUCAAUGUAUCCAUCACACAUGUUAGCUCCAAAGGCCAACCCACUGACAGACAUGAGGAACAGACAACUCACAUGACAUCGACUUCAAAGGGGGUGGACCAUGCAGCCCUGGCAGACAUGGAGCGGAAGUAUGUGAUCUCGCUGGCAGCGGUUGGCACACUGAUGAUGAUUUUGCUCAUCCUCGUCUUUGUCCUGCUCUACCUGAAGUUGAAGCAGCGGCACCAGGCGAGCUGGAGCGUCGCGGGCCAGGACACAUACUGCAAGUGUCCACUCUUCAUUGGCCACUCACCAACGCUACAGCAUAAAUAUAAUAUAAACACUGACCUCCAUCCUGUGGGCAAAAUAGGGUUUGAAACCCCUAUCAUGAGAAAAUUUGAGAAAACUUUCAUUGACACUGCUUUGAAAUCAGACUCUACUCCUGAGGAGCGGAAAAGUUUCAUUGAAAAAGACAAUGGUGCAGAUGAGCAUGAACAUAAAAAUGUGAAAGACUUCAUAAAUGAAGAUGAUGGUGUUGAAAAUAUUGAAUCGAAGUGCAAGUAUAAAGACUGGGCAGAUGUAUGAGAGUCUGCCCUGAGAAUGUAGAACAAUACUACACAGGACCAGAUUGUCUGUCAUAUAGCAGCUAAACUGUGUUCAUACUAGUGAACUGUUGCCAUUUAUAGAAAGGUCACCCCCCCCCCCCUCUGCAACUGUUUUGGGGGUGGGGGUGCAAAGGUGGGGAAUGUCGAUUUUUAUGAUGCUGCAUAACACAGUGUCUGAUGCGGGGCUUAGCUCCCCCCAAACCCUUAUUGCAUACAUGAGUUUGUAACUUAACUCAACCAUAGAUCUUCACACUUAUGAUCUGAUAAUAAAAAAGUUUUUUUCAAUGUUUUUUACACCACUUCAAUUAUUUAUAAAGGUGCUAAUGUUGAAAGAUGGUUUCUAGAUUAUGUAUUUUUAAGUAGGUUUAUAUCAUAGAUAGCACACAAGCAAAGAGAGCUUAUUUGAUAAAAAGUUAUCAUUGGCCAUCUCCCCUCAAACCAGAUGCAUAAAUUAUCCUAAAUUAUUGUUUUGUCUUCUCUUUGAUGUGAGUUCAAUUUUAUACGAAUUAUACAUCAGAUAGGAACCUAUUUGAUUGAGUAUUUUCUAUUGAUUAGUGUAGAGGAGUAACCUGAAGUGGUUCACAUGUAAUAUAUUGUUAUGUAACAUGAUGUGUAAAUAUUGCAAUGUUUUCUAAUUUAUGGUCUGCCAUGACAUCCAUUUGAAUCAUGUAUCGCCGUUGAAUCUCCAUAUCUGUAGCUAAUUGUUUGUUUACUCUAUAACAUGGACCAGUCAAGUAUUGUUCCUAAUAUUUUGCUAUCUUAUGACACACAAUUUUGUCAAUGCACAUGAAGGUUUUAUUUUCCAUAUCUGUAUCUCAAAAUUUAGCUGAUGUUGUGUGAUAUUGCAAAUUUUGUUUUAACAACAGGCCUUGCUGAAGAAUGAACAAUACUAUUGAAAAGUGGCAAGUAUUGUUCACUGAACACCACGAGACUCAAUGAGUUACAGAUAUUUGUUAAAAAUUGAGGUGAAUAAAUUUAUUUAUACAUACAGUAACUGUUUUUAAGCCCUUAAAUGAUGAUAAGAUUGACAUGUACUCCCUGUGUAAUUGUUUAUGAAAUCCACUGGUGAGAAACUAAAACACUAUAUUAAGGUAUGCUUAAUAUUAAGCAUUUUUUUCUGCUUAAAUUAAAUUUUGUAUGGUAUCUUAAUACCGGUAUUUACUUUAUGUUUUUUCCCAUAGUCAUCACUAGCAUUUGGGACUGAGUCAGUGUGUGAUGUAUUAUUUGUGUAAAUAAUAUUUUUGACUAAAUUAUGGUAAUUGUCCUUAAAGACAGACAUGAUUGUGUAACUUGCCCAAGUGCUUACAGUGAGCCCUUGCCUUUCUGUGCAUAUCAACAUUUGUUAAGGGUCACCUGAUCUCCUUACACUGACCAUUGGUUUUAUUACAAAUACAGGAUGUUUAUCAGAUACAUUCUGUUGUAUUUGUAAGAAACAAAUUAUUGCCAUAAUGUAUAAACCAGUGACUCUAAGUACUGAAGUCGGAAAGUUUAGGGAAAUAAAGUGCUUAGAAUUUAUUUUUACGCCUCAUGUCACAUUAUAUGUGUCUUUAAACAUGCAGAAAAUGUACUGUAGACUGAUACUAAUGCAUGAAAUUAUUUUUUGAGGUAAAAAUAUAAAUUGUUUUUAAUUUGUGAAAUUCUUGCCCUGUAGUUUAGACCUUUAGUUUAAGACAUCAGCUAUAUGUACUUUUUUCAUCUAAAGUUAAAAUAUAAUCUUGGGGUCCUACUAAAACUGUAAGUGUGGACUUACUAAGGUUUAGGCUUAUUUUUAAACCAUCAAAUUGAAAAAUAAUUAGUAGAUCACAUAUUUAGUUUAAUACCAGGUUAUUUAGGCUGUAUGGUAUGAAAGAAUUACUAGGAAGAAUUGAACAAGAUGGUUAGAUUAAUGCUUUUGAGCUUGACUAUUAUAUACAUGAGCAAGUUGGCAUUUUUACUUAUUACUUCUAUACCCUUCAUUCAAUUGACUUAAAACUUCACACAAUUAGAACCAUUUUGCAAUUAGGUUACAUAAAACCAUUUCAUCCUAAAUACAGCAGGUUAAAGUUAUUGGGCAAACGUGAUUUUCAAUAAUUACUUUCUCAUAUGCCAAAAAAAUUAUUGUCAGUAGUUUCGCUAAAAAUUAAGAAAAACAACAUAUAAUUCUUUAAAGUCUCAAAACUCUUUAAAAUGAGAACAUAACACAACAACAAUAAUGUGGUUAGCUAGCUUGAUCUUGUUAUGAGAUAUUAAUAUGGAGUCCAGUAUCAGCAAAAGUCGGUAUGUACCUAGUUACAACUAUUCUGGGAUUGACUAUGUACAGAUGUUGUCUAUACAAUUUUACUACAUAUUCCCAUUUAUGGUAUAGUGGGAUUCUUCAUGCAAGUUGCAACUAUGUAAUUAAUUAGUUUGCACUUAUUGUAAUAUUAAAAAAAAUCAUUAAAAAGAAACUAAAUAUAAUGUUGUGACCCUUGACAAAUGUUGGUGAGUGUAUAUUGUAUUGUAUUGUAUGUGCUAUAUUGGUGCAGUAUGUCAGUAUUCAUGUUCAGUCAUAUUCGAAAUGUUGGAAGUACAUAUAUAGGGCAUUGUGUUGGAAAGUGUUUUAAUAUGUGUGCAUCAGGUUCCACAAGUUACAUUCUUGAAAAUAGAAAUGUCAGAAUAUUCCAAAAAAUAUUCCAAAAAAAAUACCAGAUUCAUAUCCAGUUGUUAUACAACUGCAUUAUUAGUGGCAAAAAAGAAUAAGAAAGCUUUUAUUUUAUAUAGAUCAAAUGGUUAUAAAAUAAAUGUAUGAACAAAAACCUUUGCCUCUUAUGUUUCUGUGGGCUGUUCAAACUGGAAAUUAUUUAAAUUACAGUGAUUUCGCAAUACAUGAAACGUAUUUGUUGACAUACCCAUUUAAGUAUUUUGUCACUGCGUUGAAAAACCCUGUUCAUCAUUGUACAUAUCAGAAAUUGAAUAAAUGGAGAAAUCAU